Raphanus sativus (radish) is the source of this 1508-nucleotide messenger RNA. RefSeq names its product myb family transcription factor PHL8. The transcript is spliced from 6 exons. Lineage: Eukaryota; Viridiplantae; Streptophyta; Magnoliopsida; Brassicales; Brassicaceae. The record is from RefSeq and is a predicted model, not a curated record. Gene Ontology annotation, cellular component: nucleus. Gene Ontology annotation, biological process: regulation of DNA-templated transcription; abaxial cell fate specification. Gene Ontology annotation, molecular function: transcription cis-regulatory region binding. Bases 252 to 1280 code for a protein of 342 amino acids.
AUAUAGAGCUGUCUACAGAAGAAAAAUGCCAAAAUCAAUUAGCUGGAACAGAAAAGAAAAAACUUUUUAACAUCUGCAACAAGAUUUAGGUGAGUGUUUGUCUACAUAGCCCGGGAGGAGAGAGAGGAGGGAAUCUGAAGUGUAUAUUGAUCUAGGGUUUCUCAUCGACACAUACCAAAUCUCCAUGCUUUGAACCAAGCGCACAACUGAUCCUGUCUUUUAUCUCUUUCAUCUCAAACCAAAAAAGUGAAAUGAUCCCAAGUAUAGAGGGCAGUGGGAAUACUGACAGGGAGGAAGAGGAAGAGGAGGAAGAAGAAGAAGAAGAAGAAGACGGUGAAGGAGAAGAGAGUAAGAUUUCAAGCAAUACUACAGUAGAAGCUGAGGUUAAUAAGAAGACGAAGGUGAGGCCUUAUGUGAGAUCUAAAGUCCCUCGACUACGGUGGACUCCUGAUCUUCAUCUCCGCUUUGUCCGUGCGGUCGAGAGACUCGGAGGUCAAGAAAGAGCAACACCAAAAUUGGUCCGACAGAUGAUGAACAUCAAAGGGCUCAGUAUUGCUCAUGUCAAGAGCCAUCUACAGAUGUACAGGAGCAAGAAGAUGGAUGAUCAAGGUCAAGCCAUAGCUGAUCACAGGCAUUUCAUGGAGACUUCCACAGAUCGGAAUAUUUAUAAACUAAGUCAGCUACCGAUGUUCCGAGGAUAUAAUAUGAAUUAUAACCAUGAUUCUCCAUUCAGAUACGGAAGUAAAUUUUCAAAUGCUUCAUUGUGGAGCUCUAGCUCCCACGAAACAAACAGAAGUUUGAUAGAUAGGCCCGGUUCAAUUUGCGGCUCGUCGGUUAGCAACAACAUCCAUGGUAGUGAAUAUUUGACUAACAACAGGUCUUUCCAAAACAAUUUCUCUUCUAAAAUUUCGAAUCACUUACCAAAGUUAAGAUACAAUCAUCAAGAACGGACGAACUUAGCCACAUUCAACAGCAUUCAAGGACAUUCAAGAGCGUUUCAAAAGUUCGAGACUGGUAAUGAAGAGAGGACCAAUCAUGCUUAUUGCAACAAGACAGCGGGAAAAAGAAACGCAAGUACCAGAAUUGACCUUGAUCUCUCUCUUAAGCUAAGAGUACCCGAGGAGACAGUUUUGGAAGAGACAGAAACAGCAGCAACAACAACGGAUCAAACGUUGUCUUUGUCGUUAUGUUCAUGGAAAAAGAGCCGGGUGAUCAAGACGGAUGAAGAGGAUCGGACGGUUAAGAUUGGACAGGCAAGUACUCUGGAUCUGACUCUAUGAAUUAUAGGUAAGAAUGGGACAAAUUCUAAGUGAGAUCCUGAGGUACUUAUCCAAUAAUAUCUUAAUAUCAGUGCCUUUGUUGUUAAUUAUUUAUGUACUUUAUUUAGUAUUAUCAGAAAGGAAACAAAAAGGUCUAAAUAUAUAAACGUUUUGAGUUUGUUUGAUACCGCCAAUUUGUAUCAUCACAUAUAUAUUAAAAACGUUACUAGCUGCAUGGUGAUUCGAUUC